Aspergillus novofumigatus IBT 16806 is the source of this 1920-nucleotide messenger RNA. RefSeq names its product protein phosphatase regulator SHP1. Gene Ontology annotation, biological process: proteasome-mediated ubiquitin-dependent protein catabolic process; nuclear membrane reassembly; autophagosome assembly. The transcript is spliced from 3 exons. The record is from RefSeq and is a predicted model, not a curated record. Gene Ontology annotation, molecular function: ubiquitin binding. NCBI's taxonomy places the organism in Eukaryota, Fungi, Ascomycota, Eurotiomycetes, Eurotiales, Aspergillaceae. Gene Ontology annotation, cellular component: cytosol; nucleus. The coding region runs from base 486 to 1670 and encodes 394 amino acids.
UGUUUUUGUUGAUAGUACAAAUAACCAUAGUAGUAUUCCCUGCCAAUAGGCGGAGCUUCAUGAAGGGACCAUAUCUCGAUUUACGGACGAAGCUACCAGGCACAAGUACACGCAAGAUACAGAAGCCGCAAAUUAUACUAAUAUCUAAGUUCCAGAUUCGAUAGCUCGUUAGUGCAAGUCGCAGAUUGUAAGUAAUCAAGCACCUGAGGCAUCAACAUCUACUGCGUACACCGGGAGAUCUCUUCGUCCGGAUGACCAAUCAGGCAACAGUGACGUAUCCUCAUCAGCGCGGUGUUUGUCCCUAGUGAAAUCGGAGGUCCAGUGAUAGUUUGGCAUUCACUAUUUCCUUUUUCCCCGGUCACAUAUAUUCAUCUCACUUUGCUUUCAAUAUCUCAGUUUGGUGCUCUUCAGAGGUUACAUCUUUCUUUACCCCAAACUCAGCGCUCGAUAGCUGAACCGAGCUGUCAACCCAUAAUCCUUCCAAGAUGGAGCGUAACCCCGCCGAGAACGAUGAGGUGGUUUCUCAGUUCUGUGCAAUGACAGGCACACGUCCUGCAGAGGCACAAGAGUACCUGGCAGCCAAUGGGUGGGAUAUCGAGGCAGCGGUGACAGAAUUCUUCGCGGAACAAGACGAAGCCAUGCAAGGUGCAAACACAGUUGGUGGUCGGUCUCUUGGAGGUGCAGAUUCAGCUGCAUCAGCAGGUCGGUCACUAGGCGGCAGCUCUUCCCAGUCCGGAACUGCUACACCGCAGCAAUCUUCCUCUUCGUCGCGCAAACCCACCUCUAAGAAGAGAUUCGCAACGCUCGGGGAUUUUGCAUCUGGAGGCGGCGAUUCGUCCGAUGAAGAUGACACAGAGAAUCAAGAUUUCUUUGCUGGUGGUGAGAAGUCAGGACUGGCUGUGCAGAAUCCAGAUGACCUCAAAAGAAAGAUCAUCGAGAAAGCCAGAAAGACUCAGCUGCCGUCUUCUGAUGAACCCAAAACGAGACCAUCCUAUUUUACCGGUACUGCACGCACCCUUGGCGGUGACGACGCCCCCAGCCGGGUCAUCGAAAGCCCGAGUGCGCCUACACUACAGAGACCCCAGCGAGUACAAAGAACGCUUCACUUCUGGGCGGAUGGAUUCUCUGUCGACGAUGGUGAUCUCUUCCGUUCAGAUGACCCGCGAAAUGCGGAAAUUCUUGACGGCAUCCGACAGGGCCGCGCCCCGCUAUCGAUCAUGAAUGUACAACCAGGUCAAGAAGUCGACGUCGAGAUCAAGCAGCAUGAGGAAAAAUAUGUCAAGCCAAAGCCAAAAUACAAGCCUUUCUCAGGAACAGGGCAACGACUUGGCAGCCCGACUCCGGCCAUCAGAAGCCAAGCCCCUUCUGAGGCUCCCGCCCCUAGUCAGCCAAGCGCAGAGUCAGUCAAGCCUGACGUGGAUGAGUCGCAGCCGAUCGUGACCCUACAAAUCCGACUUGGUGAUGGAUCUCGUCUAACAUCUCGAUUCAAUACCUCGCAUACCAUUGGCGACGUCUACCAGUUCGUUUCCGCUGCCAGCCCAUCCAGCCAGAGUCGUCCCUGGGUGUUGAUGACCACAUUCCCGAACAAGGACCUUACCGACAAAUCUGCUGUCCUUGGUGAUCUACCUGAGUUCAAGCGAGGUGGUGUGGUUGUGCAGAAGUGGCAGUAAGCUACUGUUGUGGAAGUUAUGGCUCCUGGAAGUUCUGUUGCCCAGCUUGAACCCAUAGAAAAGAGGCACUUCUCUUGCAGGGAAUCAUAUUAUGAUCUCUUGACAAAAUUUGAGCCUAUGACACGAUUUAUGUGAUCCAGAUAUGGACGAGUAAAUAGGUAGACAAUUCCGGUCAAGGACGACUCGCAUAUCACGAACGAUCCUGCGCACGAGGACUUUAGAACUAAUAACUUUUUCCUAUCUAUUGCAG